Messenger RNA from Sungouiella intermedia, 183 nucleotides. The record is from the annotation of a GenBank genome assembly. Lineage: Eukaryota; Fungi; Ascomycota; Pichiomycetes; Serinales; Metschnikowiaceae.
AUGCACAUUGAUUACAUUGCUGAUUCCAGAACCAGUGGGGACAAAAGCCAUAACUUUCGGCAUGUCUUUGGAAAGGCAAUUUUGAGGGGAAUUCGUGACGUCAGUAAAGGUUUUCUUGAGUUGAAAACAUGGACGGAGAAAUGGAUUUUGAAAAUGGGCAAGUUGGCGGAAUGGACGGGAUGA